This is a messenger RNA of Gadus morhua (Atlantic cod), 5650 nucleotides long. RefSeq names its product PTPRF interacting protein alpha 2 (gene ppfia2). The transcript is spliced from 33 exons. The record is from RefSeq and is a predicted model, not a curated record. Bases 329 to 4159 code for a protein of 1276 amino acids. Gene Ontology annotation, cellular component: presynaptic active zone. Gene Ontology annotation, biological process: synapse organization. Gene Ontology annotation, molecular function: protein binding. NCBI's taxonomy places the organism in Eukaryota, Metazoa, Chordata, Actinopteri, Gadiformes, Gadidae.
UCCACUGGCGCUACUGCUUCCACCUCAGUGUCUCCAGCUGCUGCUGCACAGCCCGAUUUCACACGUUGACCUGGCUAUUUUUCUAUUUUUUGCAUGAUUUUUUAUUCCUUCUUCUCGGACCAUGUCAGCGGGGGAAUGAGCCGCGUCUCGCCUCGGUGGUCUCGCGCAGGAGCAGGAGCGUGUGGGCAGCUUCCCCCUGGCGUCCUGCAGGACUGGGUUCCUCUGAUGGUGAUGCCAGCUGUGUGAAUCCGGUUACCUUUGCAGUGACUGCACUUGACAUUGAUCCGUUUAAGGAAGGCGCUGAUCGCGAAGACAUCCAUUCGUCAGGAUGAUGUGCGAGGUGAUGCCCACCAUCAGCGAGGACACGGCGCUGAGCCAGCGGGGGUCCCAGAGCAGCGCCUCGGACCCCGACUCGCACUUCGAGCAGCUGAUGGUGAACAUGCUGGACGAGCGGGACCGCCUGCUGGACACGCUGCGGGAGACCCAGGAGAGCCUGGUCCUGGCCCAGCAGCACGCCCAGGACGUGGUCUACGACCGGGACUCGCUGCAGCGCCAGCUCAGCUCCGCCCUCCCCCAGGAGUUUGCGGCGCUGACCAAGGAGCUCAAUGUCUGUCGAGAGCAGCUGCUGGAGAAGGACGAGGAGAUCUCGGAGCUCAAGGCCGAGAGGAACAACACCAGGCUGCUCCUGGAGCACCUGGAGUGCCUGGUGUCGCGGCAUGAGCGGUCCCUGCGGAUGACGGUGGUGAAGCGGCAGGCCCAGUCCCCCUCGGGCGUCUCCAGCGAGGUGGAGGUGCUCAAGGCGCUCAAGUCGCUGUUCGAGCACCACAAGGCACUGGACGAGAAGGUCCGAGAGCGACUGAGGGUGUCCCUGGAGAGAGUCUCGGCCUUGGAGGAGGAGUUAACGGCAGCCAAUCAGGAGAUCGUGGCCUUACGGGAGCAGAACGCCCACAUCCAGAGGAAGGUAGCAUCUGGGGACGGGGAUGACAUCCUGGAUGAAGCUCAGCUGAAGAAACAUGGAAAGCAUCGUCUGUCCAACGGCUCCCUGGACUCGGGCCAUGAGGCCAGCCAGGUGGCGGAGCUCCAGGAGCUGCUGGAGAAGCAGAACUACGAGCUGGCCCAGAUGAAGGAGCGCAUGUCCCUGCUGUCGUCGCGCGUCUCGGAGGUGGAGCUGGAGCUGGAGACGGCCCGCAAGGACCUCAUCAAGUCGGAGGAGAUGAACCACAAGUACCAGCGGGACAUCAAAGAGGCCUUGUGUCAGAAGGAGGACAUGGAGGAGCGCAUCGUGACCCUGGAGAAGCGUUACCUCAGCGCCCAGCGGGAGUCCACCUCGCUGCACGACAUCAGUGACAAGCUGGAGAACGAGCUGGCCAAUAAGGAGGCCUUCCUCAGACAGAUGGAGGAGAAGAACCGUCAGCUGCAGGAGCGCCUGGAGCUGGCGGAGCAGAAGCUGCAGCAGACCAUGAGGAAGGCCGAGACCCUCCCCGAGGUGGAGGCGGAGCUCGCCCAGAGGAUCGCCGCCCUCACCAAGGCGGAGGAGCGUCACGGGAGCAUCGAGGAGCGCAUGAGGCACCUGGAGGGGCAGCUGGAGGAGAAGAACCAGGAGCUGCUGAGGGCUCGGCAGCGUGAGAAGAUGAACGAGGAGCACAACAAGCGUCUGUCGGACACGGUGGACCGGCUGCUCACGGAGUCCAACGAGCGUCUCCAGCUCCACCUGAAGGAGAGGAUGGCUGCGCUGGAGGAGAAGAACCUGUUGAUCCAGGAUUCAGAAAGUUACAGGAAACAGUAUGAGGACUCGAUACAUGAAAAAACCCACCUGGCGGAGGAGAUCGAUAAGCUACGAGGGGAGCUGGAUCAGUUCAGGAUGCGGACCAGCUCCCUCACUGAACCCACCCUGUCCCGUUCUCACAUGGACACGUCAGGGGAACUCCGCUACUCGCUGGGCUCGCUGGCGGAGACCCAGUCGGACCACUACCGCUCGGCCAAGGUCAUCCGACGUCCCCGGAGAGGUCGCGUGGGCCUGAGGGAGUCCAAGGCUAAGUCCCUUGGCGAGCAGGAGUGGCGCUCCCAGCAGCUCGGGAUUGGCGGCCACCCGUUCGAGAGCGACACGGAGAUGUCGGACAUGGACGACGACGACCGCGAGACGCUGUUCAGCUCCAUGGACCUUCUGUCGCCGGGCGGACACUCUGACGCGCAGACGCUCGCCAUGAUGCUGCAGGAGCAGCUGGACGCCAUCAACAAGGAGAUACGGCUGAUCCAGGAGGAGAAGGAGUCGACGGAGCUGCGGGCGGAGGAGAUCGAGAACCGCGUGGCGAGCGUCAGCCUGGAGGGCCUCAACCUGGCCCGCAUGCACCACCACCACGGCGGGGCCUGCAUCACCUCCUCCGCCACCGCCUCCUCCCUGGCCUCCUCCUCCCCGCCCAGCGGCCACUCCACCCCCAAGCUGGACCCCCGCAGCCCCGCGCACGACAUGGAGCGCAUGGGGGUCAUGACCCUGCCCAGCGACCUGAGGAAGCACAGGAGAAAGAUAGCGGCGGUUGACGAGGACGGACAAGACAAGGCCACGAUCAAGUGUGAGACGUCCCCUCCCCCGACACCGCGCACCGUUCGCAUGACGCACACGCUGCCAGCGUCAUCGCACAACGACGCAAGGGGGAUGGCGUCCUCGCUGGAGGCCGAGGCCAGCGCCCUGAGCAGCGUGGCCAGCAGCCAGGACUCGCUGCACAACAAGCAGCCCAAGAAGAAGGGCAUCAAGUCGUCCAUCGGCCGGCUGUUCGGCAAGAAGGAGAAGGGGCGCCUGGGGCACAUGGCCCACCGACACGUCAUGGUUGAUCCGCACGCACCGGUGAACGACCCCGACAUGGUGGGCCAGGACAUGGGCAUGGGGAAGCUUGGCACUCAGGCUGAGAAAGACCGCAGACUGAAAAAGAAGCGAGGGCCUCUGGACGCACCGCUCAUUAAGUCCGUGGCUGCGUCCCACCUUAACCUGCGGCACGAGCUAUUGGAGGAGGCCAGGAGGAAAGGCUUACCAUUCGCCCAAUGGGACGGGCCGACAGUGGUCGCCUGGCUGGAGCUGUGGCUGGGCAUGCCCGCCUGGUACGUAGCGGCGUGCCGGGCCAACGUGAAGAGCGGCGCCAUCAUGUCUGCGCUGUCGGACACGGAGAUCCAGCGGGAGAUCGGCAUCAGCAACCCGCUGCACCGCCUCAAGCUCCGCCUCGCCAUCCAGGAGAUGGUGUCGCUCACCAGCCCCUCGGCCCCGCCCACCUCCAGGACCGCGUCGGGCAACGUGUGGGUCACCCACGAGGAGAUGGAGACCAUGGCCGCUCCCUCCAAGACGAAAUCUCAGUCUGAGGAAGGCAGCUGGGCACAGACGCUGGCCUACGGCGACAUGAACCACGAGUGGAUCGGCAACGAGUGGCUGCCCAGCCUGGGCCUGCCCCAGUACCGCUCUUACUUCAUGGAGUGCCUGGUGGACGCCCGCAUGCUGGACCACCUCACCAAGAAGGACCUCCGCGUGCACCUCAAGAUGGUGGACAGCUUCCACAGAACGAGUCUGCAGUACGGCAUCAUGGGACUGAAGAAGCUGAACUACGACAGGAAGGAGCUGGAGCGACGCAGAGAGCACAGCCAGCAGGAAACACGCGACGUGCUGGUGUGGAGCAACGAGCGCGUGAUGCGCUGGGUGCAGAGCAUCGGUCUCCGUGACUACGCCAACAUCCUGCUGGAGAGCGGCGUGCACGGCGCCCUGGUCGCCCUCGACGACAACUUCGACUACAGCAGCCUGGCGCUGCUGCUGCAGAUCCCCAACCAGAACACUCAGGCACGUCAGAUUCUGGAGCGCGAGUACAACAACCUGCUGGCCCUCGGCACGGAGCGGCGCCUGGACGAGUGCGACGACAAGGACUUCCGGGGCCCGUCGUGGCGGCGCCAGUUCCCGCCGCGGGACGUCCACGGGAUCAGCAUGAUGCCCGGCUCGGCGGAAACUCUCCCGGCGGGAUUCCGUCUCACCACCGGCUCGGGGCACUCGCGCCGCCUGCCCCCGGAGGUGCUCUAUGAAGGGCUGGGCGACAGUUCUGACGACAUGUAUUUGGACUGGUACCAAGUGGGGCCGUCCAUGGUGCAGCGUCUGGACAGCUCCACAGUAAGAACGUACUCGUGCUGAGGGGAAGGGCCCCUGGCCCCUGGUCUGACCACCAGCCUCUCCAGUUCUAACCUCCUGACCUCUGACCUCUGACCCGGGCCGUCCGGCCUGGUCUCGUCAAGCCAAACCGGGAACAAAACAAAAAAAUAAAUAAAGAACUCUCUGAUGACAUGCACUGCCAAGAAGCCCACCCCCUAACCGCCAACCACUGUCCUCCCAAACCCGUCGUCAUGGAAACCAAGACAGCGGCCCUGGAGGCUUAGCGUUGGACGGGGGGGGGGGGGGGGGGGCGGGGGGGUCGUCUCCACCCACCCAGCCCAUUCGUCCAUCCGUCCCCUCCCAUCCCAGAUGUUGGUGCUAUACCUUCCCCCCCCCCUCCCGCCACAUUUGUACCUUUUACAUGUACAGAUACUCGUGGAUGCAUAACGUUACGGUGUACUACUGACAGAUGUGUAGGGGUUGGACUGUAAAUGAACUAUAAAUAAUGCUGUUUUUAAAUGUAAGUAUAUAGAUAUAAAUAUAUUAUAUACAUAUACACAUCUAUGUUGAAGAAGAAGGAUAUUGGGUCAGAACCCCGUGGUUGGUAGGUUUUAAAACAUGCUGCUCUUUAAAACAGUCUUAACACGACCGUGGCACCCCCCCCCCCCCCCCCCCCCCCCCCCUUUCGCCACACUGAGUUUCACACUCAGCUGUCGUGCUGCUGAUGAAGAUGAGGAGGACGAUGAUACUGUGACAGGUCUGGAUGUCUUUCGCGCACCGCUCAGACCCAGAGAAAAACCGUGAAAGCCUGACCCCUGCUGGCCAAUGACAAAAUUCCAAGCCUCGUCAUAUUUUUUAUUUUACGGAUGUGGUAAAAAAAAAUAUAACAGCUACAAAGUGUGUUAAACAAGAGAUGCGCUGAUUAAAAAAAAUUAAAGUCUGGAAUUGACGUCACAAGUUGCCACGGAGAUCAUGAAAAAAUGGACGUUACUCAAAAUGGACAUCGCACAAACUUAAAUCUCAGAGGAAUUCCCAACAAGCAGGACUGUGUUCGUUAAAGGGAUGCGACGUCCUUUAAUGAAUUGGUAAACACACACACACACACACACAACGAAAAGACAGCGGUGUGAAUCCUCCGGAGAGGGCGACCGCUCAGACCCAUCGUGUGCGUAGCGUGUAUAUGAAACAUGUUGAACGUGAGGCGACCGAACCGCAAAACCACCCCUUGGGCUUGCUGUGACUUACGUCGGUGUUAAACUGUCGAAAGCUUUGUAUUUUUCUCGUUUUGGGGGUCAGGGUUGCCAGGGUGACCCCUACGACCUCUCCCCUCUCCAGUCUGUCUUUCGGUUCAUUUCGGACGGACUCCUUUUUCGAUCGGAACGGGUUUACGACAUCCGCGAUUUGCACGAACAACGACUCAUUUUGUUAAGUGUCAAAGGUUUUUCUGUUUUUUUUAUUUAUUACCUGUACUUUGGUCAAAACUAUGUGGUGAGCGAAAUACAUUUUCAUUGUCAAUAAACUACUGUCAGUUGA